AUGGCAUCUCACGUCACUACCAGGAAGCUUCCUGACGAGAGUAUACUCGCAAUCGCAGAAUACAGCUUCGAUAAGCACUCGCCAGAUUACGAAACGCUGUAUAACGCCUGUCUCGUCUCGCGGCAGUUUGCACGAAGCUUUGUGCCCAAGCUUUGGCAUACAAUCGAUCUCGCGAGACUGUCACAAUUCAAGAGGAAGGGCCGCAUCGAGACCCUCAUGCGACUUCUUGCUGGCAAGAGCCUCUCUGACGAGUGCCGAUAUCUGAUCAAGCGCAUCGACAUGCCAGAAGGCCUCAAAAUUGACACCGAUGUUCUCACGAUACUGGGCAACUCUCUGGAUUGGAUCAAAGGAUACUAUGCCGAAGGAUUCAAGGUCUACCUGCGUAGCCAGAUCUGCAAACGCCCAGACGCAGAGGACAGCAUACUAGCCUUGAUGAUGGUCCUAGCACCGGGCCUGGAAGAGUUGUCCUGGGAGCGUCGGGCGAGCUACACGGUAGUUGCUUCACUGUUCGCAUUUGCCCGUUACCCAAAUGUUUACUCGCGCCAGUAUAGAGGUGAUGAGACGCCCGUCAUCGCAAAUCUCAAAACCUUUGAGUUGCGUAACGCAGUUAUGAAAACCUCCGUGACCAGGCGACCGGCGAAAAUCCAACCGUUUUUCGUUGGCCACGAUUUGGAAAGCAUUGCGGUUGACAACAUUUGCUGUGUGGGCGCGCUGGACAGUGUAAGAGAAAUCUAUCCAGCACCCAGAUAUUGGUUUAAACGCCGGCUUCUUUCUGUCGAGUUCACAAUGUCAACCCUGGGAGCCAUAUUGUUCGAGAGCCUUCUGCGAUACUCCCCGCACCUUCGGAAGCUAGUCCUUGAGGACCACUUCUUCAGACCAGCGGCCGCGCCAGACAGCCCAGUGAUCACACUCGGGCGGAUGGGUGACACCUUGAGAACAUACGGGCAGUCUCUCACUCACCUUGAACUUCAUCACAGAGACAUACAUCCCUUCCACGAUGCCAGGCACGAGUUUGGACAUUUGGGAAGCCUGAAGAGCCUGACAAAUCUCCGGUAUAUUGCCAUCAACCAGACUUUACUAUCUGAAGAAGAUGGCUUAGGUCUCGGCUCGAUUUCAGUUAGCCACAGCAUCAGUGGCCUCUUGCCAACGUCACUGGAGGAACUACUCAUCGUUACACCGACAACCAGCACCCGAUCAGAAGGCCUGGAGAUGCUGAAAUUGCUGCAAAGAAAUGCAGAGUUCCAGACCCUCUCUCGGGUUGCCAUCACUGCACCUGGAGACGAUGCAGAUCCGUAUACGCCGAAAAAAGCCACCUCCUGGAAAACUGGCGGCUGGCAAUACGCCAGAUACGACAAGCAGAACCAACAGUACAAACUAUGCAGAGUUGGCCACGAGCUUGAUGAGUGGGUUUGUUCCGUGAUCCACCCGUCCACGUGGGGCUCUCUCCCCCGGAUUCCAGGCGGUCCAGAACAGAAGGGGCGCAAGCGGGAGCGCACUGGCUUCCUGCGUAGCCUGUUCCGGCGCGGGAAUUAA
Molecule: messenger RNA, 1533 nt
Organism: Microdochium trichocladiopsis
Lineage: Eukaryota; Fungi; Ascomycota; Sordariomycetes; Xylariales; Microdochiaceae
Exons: 1
Coding region: 1-1533 (510 amino acids)
Source: RefSeq, a predicted model, not a curated record